ACACGCUGUUCCGUUCGUUUGUAAAUAUUUUUAUUUCUCAUAAACUGCAACCUGGAAAGGAAACAACGUUUUGUAGUGUUUAAAAGUUCAAAAUUCCCGUAAAUAAUGUCCUCCGAUGGGUCGGAAGAAGUGGCCACCGUAGGUUUUCAGAUAAUUGCCCUGGCAAACGAAAAACCGGGCGGUGUGAACAAUGACGAUCUGAUGGCUGCGCUACCGGAUGUAAAACCAGAAUUGCGGGUUCAGGCUUUGAAUAAACUGCUGCAGGAGGGAGUGUUGGAACUGUUGAAGAAAGGACAAUCGCUGAUCUACCGGCUGAAAGAUCCUACCAAGAAAUCCACCGCACCGAAAGACAUUGAUAACGAGGAGAAAAUCAUCUAUAAUGUCAUCGAAGAAGGUGGCAACAAGGGCAUCUGGAUUCGGGAUAUUCGCGUCAAGUCUAACCUGAUCAUGACCCAGUUGAAUAAGGUGCUGAAACAACUGGAGAAUAAAAAGCUGAUUAAAGCCGUUAAAUCAGUUAAUGCCAGUAAAAAGAAAGUCUACAUGCUGUAUAACCUAGAACCGGAUCGCUCAAUUACAGGAGGAGCCUGGUAUCAGGAUCAGGACUUCGAGGCAGAGUUUGUAGAUGUUUUGAAUCAGCAAUGUUUAAGGUUUCUUCGUAUGAAAAAGGAAGCGGCUAAGGAAUGUCGAGACGGUCCGUUAGCUGUUCAGAAGCUAUCCUACUGUUCGGUUGUCGAUGUGCACAAAUUUAUCUCUGACCUAGGCAUUAGUAAAAUAAGCCUGGACGAAGACGAUCUCGAAACGAUCCUGCGAACGGUAGUUUACGAUGGGAAAGCAGAAUCAAUUCCGACUGGUGAUGGUAAGUAUCUUUACAAAGCAGUGGAAAGUCCUCUGCCCUCACCAGGUCUGGUGCAGAUGCCGUGCGGAAUAUGUCCAGUUAUUAAGAACUGUUCGGAUUGUGGGGAAAUUACACCGAAGCUGUGUUCAUACAUUAGCGAGUGGUUGGAUUAAAGACUGGUUUGGAGAAA
Molecule: messenger RNA, 1025 nt
Organism: Topomyia yanbarensis
Lineage: Eukaryota; Metazoa; Arthropoda; Insecta; Diptera; Culicidae
Gene: Polr3F
Product: probable DNA-directed RNA polymerase III subunit RPC6
Exons: 2
Coding region: 106-1008 (300 amino acids)
Biological process (GO): transcription by RNA polymerase III
Cellular component (GO): RNA polymerase III complex
Source: RefSeq, a predicted model, not a curated record